UAUAUUUGAAGCUUAUUGAUUUCAAUAUACUUUAUUCCCUGCUUACCUUACUGAGUUAUUUUUAAUUAUGUUAAAUAAUAAUUGAGGCCGAGGGCAUCCUUGUCUGUUUAGAAUUUAGUAGAAAUGCCUCCAAUGUUUUUAUGUUAGAUAAGAUGCUACCUUUUAUGGUCAGAUACAGAUUUAUGAUUACUUAUAUAGAUAUAGAUGUAGAUUACCCAUGCUGCUUGGGUCUCUGUGGGUUUGAGUAGAAACAAAAAAUUUUAAGGCUGAGCCCACUGCUAUACUGUAGAUGCAACAACCAGGGAAAAUCAAUUAAUCAAAGAAACAAAAAAAUCCCUCCAAAGUCUGUGACAUUGCAGUCUUAAACAAAAAAUCGAAUGAAACAAAAAUAAAGAUGUCCAUUCCCUUCUUUUGGGUGACCAUAUCUUUACUCACUUCCUCUGUUUAUCUUUUCUGUUCCUUUUAUAGCUUUGCUUAAGUUUUUGUGUCUCAGGUUCAUUUUGUUCUGUUUCAUUUUUCAUCUGCUUUGUGAUAGCGUUUGUUAGAUCAAUUUAUUUAACUGUUGGAAGAUUAUGCUGCCCACUUUCACCAUUUUUCUUAUAGUAUCCUUGUGUGGACAAAUUAUUUUGUUACUCAUGUUUGUAUGAAAUAAAUUUUCCUAGACAAGUACCUGGAAAAAGGCAUAGUAGCUUCUGUGUUUCAAAGCUCACGUGACCCUUCUAGUGUUAGAGCAAACGACUCCUGCUCCUUAUCGCUGACCAACUUGUGUGUUGGUCACUGAGGCAGACUUGUAUGUUCAGCCCACUGUUUCCCAUAAUUCUUCACAGUGCUUACCUUCCAGGAUGAUGCAUUCACUUUUAGAAGUUGCUAAAUGUGACAUCUCUAGAUACCCCACUCCCAAGUGCUUUUCAAGCCCGCUCUUUCUGCUUCCCCCUGCAGUCCUAAUCAGAUAUUCCCUCUUAGAGGGAGGCCUUCUCACUCUAUAAGGAAAUAUUAACUAUAGUAUUCUGAACUCUGAACAGUUCAAGUCCUUAGAACCCCCUCAGCAGUCCUGGUUCUUCCUGAGUUGUCUUUGCAGUUUCCUUUUUAGGCCUUCUAUUUGGGUUUGCAUUGGAUGGCGUUUGAAUUUUUUUCUGUCUCUAGUUUUUUUGUUCAUUAUUAGGCUCGGUUACAGUUGUUUUCACUCAGGUGAGUUCCUCAUUCUGAGAAUGGAUAUUUGCCCAUUAUUUAUGAGUUCUUGUUACCUCAAGUGCUUCUUCUUUCCACACUGACCACACUGUUGUGGUUCUUGCACCACUUCUGCUAUUUUAGGUGUUUUGGGCCACACUUAAACAUAAUUUGGAAUUAAUAUUUUCUCUCUACUAGUUUCACAAAAGAUAUAAUAUAUAGAUUGGCUGGUUCUCCAUUCUCCCAGUCCCAUUAUUUUUGAUGUUUUGUAUGGUUUUCAGGAGAAGUACUUGAAAAAUUCAAAACUAAGUUGCCACUAUACUCCUGUGAAGCUUCUUGCCUCCUUGACUAUUGGUGUUCCUAGGAUUCUGUCCUUGAACAUCUUCAUAUUUUGUGUAUAUCUUCUAUAAGCAGUCACAGUAACAUUCUACCUGUAGCUUCAGCAGCAGUGAUAGUCUGACAACUGGCAAAUUCCCAUUUCCAUUCUAGGCCUAUUCUGAGCGUCUUCAUCUGUAUUUCCAACUGCCUAACGGCAAUAUCUGCCUGCAUGUUCCUCAGAAAUCUGACACCAAAUGUACAGAAUACCAAACUUGAUCUCCUUCCUGCAGGUUGCUUCCAGCCAACUCACCUCAUGUUUCUCUCAUGUACAUUACUAUAUAAAUUAGACUCUAAGCCUUAUAUCUCUGACACACCCUGUUACAAAUUUUAACACAUUUAGUAGAUGGGGGUUGUGUAUGUGUAAGUAGGAAUUUAAAUACUUUUAUGAUUUUGCUUUUUUAUGAUUUCAACUUUAUAGAAAAGUUGGAAUAGUGCAGAGAAGUCUCAUGUAUCCAAAUUCAUCAUUUACAUUUUGGGUUUUUUUGCUUUAUUUUUUUAUUUCUCCAAAUAUGUAUGUGUAAUUUUUUUUUUUUAACCAUUUGAAACUAGUUGGAGACAUGUUUCCUUUACCUGUAAAUACUUGGGUGUGGAUUUUCCAAGAACAAAAACAUUUUCUUUUAUAACUACAGUACAGUGAUCAAAAUCAGGAAAUUUAAUAUUGCCCUAUUAUAAGUAAUCCAAAAUCCAUGUUCAAAUUUGGUCAGUCAUCCCAAUAAUGUCUUUUAUUGAUUUAAAAAAAUAUUUUUUUUCCUAGAGUGCAUUGGCUAUUCACAGGCACAGUCAUAGCACACUGCAGCCUUGAAUUCUUCGGCUCAGUCUCCUCCUGCCUCCCUAGUAGCUUGGGGCUGUACUCUGCACCACUGCACCGGGCUUGAAAAUGUUUUUUGAAUAAAUGGAUGAACCCGUAUUUAUAGUACAUUUCUAAUAUGAUAUGGUUUCACUCAGAAUAUGAUACAAACAAGGUAAAUAUUAGGACUCCAGGAGAAAAUUCGAGUUUUAUUCUUGAAUACUGUCAGAACAGCUUGCUGUGCAUCCUACCCAGGUGGCUUAGUUCUAAUAGGCAUGUGUUGUUACAGUCGGCUCAUCCAGGAAUAACAGCCAUGGUUAAAAUCCUCUCAGGAGCUUGUGUGGGAGUGUGGUGCUAGAGAGUAGCAAUCAGUCACGUAAGGAAUGAACAGCUUUCCUAUGUCAGUAAAAUUCUGAAAGUUAAUUUUCCCUUUCUUCCCCUAUUUCUGGAUGUGUGGAAACAUUAAAUGGAAUGAACAUGGCUUUGAAAUUUAGGAUUCGGAUGGUCCUUUGCCCACAUAAUUGUGUGUGCUUUAGUCUCUAAGGCAAAAGGUCACUACUUUGUUCUGUUUCACAGGGCCACUUCCUUGGGCAUCCUUGGAAACUGCACCGUCUUCAUCCUUCAGAAGGCCAGGAGGCCCCAGAGCUCAGCCUGAGUUCUAGGAUGGUACUUUGGCCCCAGCAUUAACAUUGUAGUGCUGUGUCAUUUCCCUGGUAUCAGGUUAUAAAGUAAUUCUCCAUUGAAGCAAGACAACAAACUAUAUGGUGGAGAAAGUAGAAAGGAAAUCUGUCCAGAAGAAGCCUGAGAAGAAGAUGAGCAGAUAGAAAGCAGAAAGAUUUGGGAGGCAAGUUGCAUCCAUCUCCAAUAAAGUACAGACUGAGAAGAAAAACAGUGAAUAUAAGAAAAUUGGAAAAGUACUUCUGAUCUCAGACCUUAUAUCUUUUAAGGCCAUAUACAGAGAAGCCUUAUAAAUGUAAGAAAUGUGGAAAUAUCUUCAGCCAAAAGUAAAUUCUGAUUCAUCAAAAAAUUCAUACUGGAGAGAAACCUUGUGAAUGUGGGAAAGCUUCCAUUCAGAUGUCACACCUCAGUCAGCAGAGAAUUUACAGUGGGGAAAACCCCUUUGCCUGCAAGGUAUGUGGGAAAGCCUUCAGCCACAAAUCAAAUCUCACUGAACAUGAACAUUUUCAUAAUAGAGAGAAACCUUUUGAAUGUAAUGAAUGUGGAAAAGCCUUUAGCCAAAAGCAGUAUGUCAUUAAACAUCAGAACACCCAUACUGGAGAGAAGCUUUUUGAAUGUAAUGAAUGUGGGAAGUCCUUCAGCCAGAAGGAAAACCUCCUUACCCAUCAGAAAAUUCACACUGGAGAGAAACCUUUUGAGUGUAAAGAUUGCGGGAAAGCUUUCAUUCAGAAGUCAAACCUCAUCCGACAUCAGAGAACUCACACAGGAGAGAAGCCCUUUGUAUGUAAGGAGUGUGGAAAAACCUUUAGUGGCAAAUCAAACCUUACUGAGCAUGAGAAAAUCCAUAUUGGCGAGAAACCCUUUAAAUGUAGUGAAUGUGGAACAGCUUUUGGCCAGAAGAAGUACCUCAUAAAACAUCAAAACAUUCACACUGGAGAGAAACCCUAUGAAUGUAAUGAAUGUGGAAAAGCCUUCUCUCAACGAACAUCACUUAUUGUACAUGUGAGAAUUCAUUCAGGUGAUAAACCUUAUGAAUGCAAUGUAUGUGGAAAAGCAUUCUCUCAGAGUUCAUCUCUUACUGUCCAUGUGAGAAGCCACACAGGUGAGAAACCCUAUGGUUGUAAUGAAUGUGGGAAAGCUUUCUCUCAAUUCUCAACCCUUGCUCUGCAUUUGAGAAUACACACAGGUAAGAAGCCUUAUCAAUGUAGUGAAUGUGGGAAAGCUUUCAGCCAGAAGUCACACCACAUUAGACACCAGAAAAUCCAUACUCAUUAAAAGCCCUGUGAAUACCUUGAAAAUGGCAAAGUUUUCAUUAGGAAUUUACCCCUCAUAGUGCAUCAGAAAUACUGAAGCAGAGCACCAUAAAUGAGUUAAACUAACAAAUAACUAAAAACUUGUGGGAUACCAGAAAAUUCAUACUGAAGAGAAAGUCAUUUGUAUGAUAAAAAGCCUACAAAAAAACUUAGAGCAAAUGUAAUGCUGAAACUUUAGACACAUUUCCACUACAAUGGAAACAGAAAACAUGACUUAUCAUUGCUCUCAUCGUAGAUCUGAAGAUCUUCACCAGUGUAAUAAGGAAAAUACAUUGUAAGUAUUGAAAAUGAAGAGACAAAUAAUAGGAUCAACUACAAAUGUAAAUUAUUAUAAGACUCUUGUAUUGAUUCAACAGAGUGGAAGAGAUUCCAGAAAGAGAUCUAUGCAUUUAUUAGAAUUUAGGAUAUUAUAGACAUAGCAUCAGGUGAGGCAAUAAUGGGACUAUUUUUAAAAAUGAUUUGGAGGUAAUUUUUCCUCCAAGGGGAAAAAAUAGACCAUGAACUAUAAACAAAAAUGAAAUCUACAGAGAUUAAAAACAGUAAUAUGAAAAAGCUAUAUUCUGAGAUGGUUAUGACCUUGGGAAGUAGGGAAACAUUCCUUGUAACAACUUCAGAAAUACUUAUUAAUUCUACUUGUGAGUAUAUAUGCUCAGGAAAUAAUGUACCAGGAUAUUAACUAUGGCUUGAUUUGUAGUAGACAAAACUUGGACACAAGUACUCAUCAGGAACAAAAUGGAAAAUACUUAUGAUGAAAUACUAUAUAUCUGUCAAAUGCAACAAAUGAGAUCCACAUGUAUUAACAGAUCUGAAAAAUCAUGUUGAGGGGGAAUCAAGUUGCAGCAUGAUGCAUAUAGUACAGUGACUUUGUAAAUUUUAAUUAAAACUUCCCUCACAAAAUUCAGUACUGUAUACUGGUAAUGGAUACAUAUAUGUAUGUAAAUGUUUUGAAAUGAAUUGGAAGGAUACAGACCAAACUCUUGAUGGUGGUCACCUGUGAAGAGUGGAGAAGGGAAGGGAAUGUGUGUGGGAGGUGGGGUGGGGAUUGGUUAAAGGGGACUUCAGCUUUUUAUAUAAACAUCCAUUUCUCUUUAAAAAGACUGUAAGUAAACAUAAAGAUACUAGUUAAUUCUGGAUUGUGGUAUAUGGAUAUCUUGUCUUAUUUUUUGUACUUUUCUGUAUUUUUAAAAUUUCUCAAAAUUAAUAAGAAUAGGGAAGAGGAUGGGAAUGCUGUACCUGUAGAAAUCAUGUUAUAAUGGAUUCAUUCCCAAUCAAAUACUAAACUUUUUAUAGAAAAUAUUUCUAAAAUUUUAUCAACAAUGAAUGGAUGGACUUGCUCUCUAUGUAAUAUGAAAUUAUCUAUUUUAUUAAAAUUAAAAAUGACAGC
This is a messenger RNA of Lemur catta (Ring-tailed lemur), 5707 nucleotides long. RefSeq names its product zinc finger protein 146 (gene ZNF146). Gene Ontology annotation, biological process: regulation of transcription by RNA polymerase II. Gene Ontology annotation, molecular function: RNA polymerase II cis-regulatory region sequence-specific DNA binding; DNA-binding transcription factor activity, RNA polymerase II-specific. Bases 3407 to 4285 code for a protein of 292 amino acids. NCBI's taxonomy places the organism in Eukaryota, Metazoa, Chordata, Mammalia, Primates, Lemuridae. The transcript has 3 exons. The record is from RefSeq and is a predicted model, not a curated record.